Messenger RNA from Diplodia corticola, 1308 nucleotides. RefSeq lists its product as uncharacterized. The transcript has a single exon. Bases 1 to 1308 code for a protein of 435 amino acids. NCBI's taxonomy places the organism in Eukaryota, Fungi, Ascomycota, Dothideomycetes, Botryosphaeriales, Botryosphaeriaceae. The record is from RefSeq and is a predicted model, not a curated record.
AUGAAUUGCCGCGGCUCAGCGAGGUACAUACCUCGCUACGACAACCACCAGCCACCAGUCCAGGCGGAGGACGACGCCGUCGGCGAUCUUGACUUCGACAUCGUGUUCCCGCAUAGUCACAAUCAGCAGCAGCAGCAGCAGCAGCAACAACAACACCGCGGUGACCAGCCACACGUCCUUCCUCCAGCUCCAGUGACGAAUCCGGCACCGCUCGGAGGACUCGAUCCCCAAGAGUUGAGGCAAUUCGGCAUACGGGUUCCGGGCGAGGACGACCACGAUGCCGACGACGACGACGACGACGACGACACUACGGACGACGAUGAACAGCUCAUAUUCGACUUCGACCUCGAGGACGACAGCCAAAUCGAUCACUAUCACUACCGCCGCAGCCGCAGCCGCCGCCGCCGACAGCUUCUCCCAGCGCUGCCACCUCCGCGUGAAGAGUGGCUUGGGGAAGAAGCCGACCCAGAGGAGGACAUCGCCUGGCAUGGGCCACAACGCGUUGCGGAUUUGACUGGUCAAGUCGCUCGCCAGCAGCGGUACGUCGACAACGUCCGCGCGCAACUACGUUUCGGGCCGCAUGCGCCGGCGGACGGUGGGGUGGAGGGGUGGAGGAGGGAACUGCGGAGGGCAGAAGAUGCGUUGAGGGGGUUGCGAGAGACAUUGAGGGUCGCGACGGGCGUCGAACGAGGCGGCCGAAACGAGGGGGGUGCCGCAGUGCUGAGGAGGGGAGUCGGAGACGUCGUCGGCAACGCCGAGGGUGAUGGUGAUGACAAGGCUAACGGGUACAGCGGAGACGACGAAGGCCGACGACGGGCAGGGACGGAGGCCGGGCAGGAGGGACAUGGACGCAGACGACGCGGAGGCCUCGACCCGCGGCGCCGCCGUGAGAUCGAGUUGGAACUCGCGGAGCUUCGCGACAUGGAAGCGCAGCUGCAGUGGGGCGGCGCGGCGCCGGAAGAGCUGCGGCACGUGGCGGCGGAGAUGGACAUCCUGCAGAGCAUACUGGACGGACGAUACGCGGCGGCAUGGGGCAGGGACGGCGACGAGGACACUAGAAGGAGCCCCUCGCCCAGCUCGCCCUCGCCCUCCUCUCCCUCCUCCUCCCCCGCCUCCGGUUCCACCACCACCAUCACUUCGUUCUCGAGCCCCGAUCACCACCACCGCGGCCGCCGCCGCCACCGCCGCCACCAUAAACGCAACCACCACCGCACCCCACCAGCACGUCCACCUCCCGACUACCACCACCCCCUCCCGCCCCCGCACAUCCCGCACACGUCGUCCCCCACGCCCCUCCACGACGCCUGA